This is a messenger RNA of Cydia strobilella, 1149 nucleotides long. Its product is annotated as probable palmitoyltransferase ZDHHC24. Gene Ontology annotation, molecular function: palmitoyltransferase activity. The transcript has 3 exons. The record is from RefSeq and is a predicted model, not a curated record. Bases 1 to 1149 code for a protein of 382 amino acids. NCBI's taxonomy places the organism in Eukaryota, Metazoa, Arthropoda, Insecta, Lepidoptera, Tortricidae.
AUGUGUCUCACACCACUCAGAAGGCAACACCUAAAAGAAGCGAUACUAAGCUAUACCGUGUUCCUGCUAACUCCUGCCUACUUUUUAUUCCAGCUGUGCGUCAUAAGGCCGUAUCUAACAGUACAUCUCGACUGGGGUCCUGUGAAACACUUCCUUCACAUUAUUUUCGCCAGCUACUUAUUUACCAACGUCGCUGGGAACAUGAUCUUCUGUGUGCUGUCAGAUACUAGUGUUAAAUCGUACCGUGGACCAGGUAGCUACUGCGAAUUCUGCAAACAGAAACGACCAGCGAACAGUUGGCACUGCACGACAUGCAAUGCUUGUAUAUUAAGGAGAGACCAUCAUUGCACCCUUUUCGCACGCUGCAUUGGCCGUAACAACCUACGAUACUACAUUUGCUACUUAUGCCAUCUAAGUAUCUCGAUGUUUUACGCCACUUACUACAAUUACAUCGUUCUUCGCUCCAUGUUUGACCUCAGGACUUUUGCUGCGACCGCGUCAAGAAUUUUCGAUUUGACUGAUUGGAGCAUAUUUGCUUAUAGUUCAUUGAUACUAAGAGCUCGCUUAUUUGUAUGCUUCUGGUAUUUCAAUUUAAUUAUUUUGCCAAUCUCGAUUAAUUUUUUGGUGUUCCAUCUGUAUAAGGCGUUUAAAGGUUUGACGUGGUACGAGUAUAAGAAAGGGAAGGUGCCUGUAAGGGCUCACUGGAAAAGGAACUUGGCCUACGUUUUUGGCACGCGGUGGUAUCUCGCUUUACUUUGGCCGUCGGUGGAAAGUCCUCUGCCUAAUAAUAAACGUGCACAAGGAUAUUACUGGUUCGGGAUGAUCGUUGCCUUACCCAAGCUGCUAAAACUGUCCUUCAUAACUCGCUGCACCUAUUACCUCCACAGCAUCUUCGGAACUUACUGUUUCAUCAACGUUGCUGGCAACUUGAUCCUCAGCUUUCUCACUGAUUCCCGUUUGAAGGAUUACCACGGACCAGGUACUUACUGCCAAUACUGCAAACAGAACAGACCAGCGGAAACAUGGCAUUGUAAGUUAACAGUAUGGACGAUGGUACCACAAGAGUGCCGCAACUGCCACGCAAUUCUUACGCAAGCCGCGACGCGGAGCAUGCUAAUGGACUGCACAGGAAGCGUAUGCCACGGAUAA